This is a messenger RNA of Clupea harengus (Atlantic herring), 683 nucleotides long. RefSeq names its product transcription factor HES-5-like. Bases 30 to 509 code for a protein of 159 amino acids. Lineage: Eukaryota; Metazoa; Chordata; Actinopteri; Clupeiformes; Clupeidae. Gene Ontology annotation, molecular function: protein dimerization activity. The transcript has 2 exons. The record is from RefSeq and is a predicted model, not a curated record.
AGAGAACUACUACAGCUACAGCUACAGCUAUGGCUCCUACAAUCACUUCCACAGCAGAUAACCCAAAGAAGCAUCUGAGUUUGACCCACAAGCAGAGAAAGCCAGCUGUCGAGAAGAUGCGCAGAGAUCGCAUCAACAGCAGCAUCGAGGAGCUCAAGGCCCUCCUGGGUCCACAGCUCCUCAACUUGCAGCCUGACUCCAAGCUGGAGAAAGCCGACAUCCUGGAGAUGACUGUUUCCCUCCUGAGACAGCGUCUUCAGCCAGUGAAAACUUCACCCUCCUCUGAUGCUGGCAGUCAGGGUUUCUCCAGGUGUGCUCAAGAGGUUGUUCACUUCCUGUCCAAGGACUUGCCGUCUCAUAGAGAGUUGCUGACCCAGUUCCAGACCCUGCAACUACCCAGUGGAAACCAUCCAGCGGAGAGUGCUCAGUGCCAGUUGGGCUCUCAUGUCAAGAAUGUCCAGAAUAAAGACAAGAGUCCAUCCAAGAGCGCCCCCUGGAGGCCCUGGUAGAAUGCUACACAGUCAAGACCUGGACAAUUAUUUGACCCCAUUAGUCAGAAAUGAAAACUCCAGGACAUUUCGUAAUGUUCAAGCCCCCAGCGAUUGAAUCUCCUUCAGACCACAGAAUAUAAAUAUUUCUGUUGCAAGAUUAGAUAUUUUGCAAAGUAUUGCAAUUUUAUGUCU